Messenger RNA from Microthlaspi erraticum, 1557 nucleotides. The record is from the annotation of a GenBank genome assembly. Lineage: Eukaryota; Viridiplantae; Streptophyta; Magnoliopsida; Brassicales; Brassicaceae.
AUGGCGUCUUCUCUCUUCUUCUUCUUCUUCCUCCUCACUUCACAUUCAUUACACUUUCUUCCUCUCUCAGUACUCUCAGCAACCGUAGUCGAAGAUCUCGCUAACCUCACUCCACCUCCUGACUUCAGCAACACCAUCACAGCAAACUGUCUCCGUGAUCCACUUCUCCGUUACUGCAACAACACUUCUUCUUCUCCGAUGGACAUCAUCGAGAUAUUCCGCUCCACGAUCGUCGCAAGCCAUCUCUGCAACGAGUCCAAAAACCCUAACUGCGUCGAAUCUUUCCCCGUAAUCAGAAUCCACAGCCGCCCCAAAACCGCCGCGCUCUAUCUCUCUUUCGACUUCUUCUGGAAGUACUGUCCUUUAACCGUCGUCGAGAUCGAGAUUGUCAACAACUCUCUCAACACUGGCUUUCCGAUGAAUGUUCUGUCUUGUGCUCAGGUUCGCACUCUUGAUCUGAGUUUCAACCAGUUCUCUGGUUUCGUUCCGGUUCAAAACCUCUCCGGUUUGCCCAAUUUGACCCGUUUGAAUCUCUCCUACAACCGGUUCUCGGAGGAACAUAUCUCGGAUUCCGACUUCUUCAAACGGUUUAACGCCUCGAGUUUCAUACAGUCCGGUGUUCUUCCCAAUGCCAAGCGUUACAAGAUGAAAGUUUUGGUCUUGUUGAUUCUGUUUCCGAUAAUGGUGAUUUUGCUCUGUUUUUGCUUGGGAUGGUUGUGUCUCAAAAGACCUGAUUACUUGCCAAGAACUUGUCGGAGAAGCCACAAGUUCACAUCCGCGAUUCUCGAGGCAGCCACCGACGAGUUUUCAGAUCAGAAGCUUGUGAGCAAGAGCAAUGGAGUCGAUAUCUUCAGAGGCACGUUAAAGGACGGGACAGAGGCAAAGAUCGAGGUUUACACGGAGAAGGUUUCAAAAGAGAAGAGGACUGCGUUCGCUGAGGAAUGCGAGGCGGUUUUUAAGCUGAGACACAAGAAUCUGGUGAGAGUUUUGGGUUGGUGUAAUAGCAGAAACAUGAGAGCUUUGGUUACGGAGUGGACUAAUGGAGAAAAUGUUGAGAAUUGGCUAAAUUCUUCAUCGGCUUCUUCGUGGAGAAGAAGAUUAAGAGUGGUUAUGGGAGUUGUUGAAGGUAUUUUCUAUCUUUCGGAGGAAUGGCCUGAGAUUACAUUUGAUCUCAGCACAAGCAGUGUUUUGUUGUCUGAUGGUGAUCAAGAACCGUUGAUUUCUCAAUUCAGGAUUGGAGAUGGAAACAAUUCAUCAACAAAUAUAUUCAACUUUGGAAUGUUUCUUUUGGAGAUGAUUACAAAUCUAAGGCAUGAUGAGGAACAAGAAGAUUCGGAGAGGAGGUAUCUUGAGUAUAUAAGAGUUCAUUAUCCGGAUAAUCUUGGGAGAGUGAUUGAUGAGAAGAUGAAGAUUGAGGACAGAACGGUGGAGAAAGUCAAGCAAGCGAUCACACUUGGACUUACGUGUACUGAUAAGCCACCAUUGAAGCAGCCAAGCUUGACGCAGAUUUAUGACAUGGUUACUUCUUUGUAUGAGUCUAGCUCAAGGCAUCACUAA